Molecule: messenger RNA, 3423 nt
Organism: Drechmeria coniospora
Lineage: Eukaryota; Fungi; Ascomycota; Sordariomycetes; Hypocreales; Ophiocordycipitaceae
Product: PAB-dependent poly-specific ribonuclease subunit PAN2
Exons: 12
Coding region: 1-3423 (1140 amino acids)
Biological process (GO): nuclear-transcribed mRNA poly(A) tail shortening; mRNA processing
Cellular component (GO): P-body; PAN complex
Molecular function (GO): protein binding; poly(A)-specific ribonuclease activity; nucleic acid binding
Source: RefSeq, a predicted model, not a curated record
AUGGACGGAGACUGGGAUGAAGUCUCCCGAAUUUCGCUCCCGGCCCCGGGCGUCCAUGCGAUGCUGACGCCCGUCACCACCAUGAUCUUCGACACUUCGCAGGAGCUUCUCUGGACGGGGAAUGACUACGGCCGAGUCACCUCGUUCAUGGGUUCCGACCUCCAGAGGUACACUUCCUUCAAGGCCCACCUGUCUGCCGACGGACCGGUGCGGCAGGUGUUGGUGAAUGAUAGGGGUGUCAUCGCUCUAGGGCCCAAGGACCUUCACAUGGCCUUGCGGAGGGGACUGCCGAUAUGGCACCUGAGGACUACCGACAUGCAGGACCUUCGAUGCAUGAGCUUUACGUCCAAGGGCACGGCCGAGAUCAUCGUCGCCGGACAUCAGGACAAGAUGCUAGUCAUCGACCUCAAUAAGGGCGAGGUCGUCAAGCAAGUAUCUACCGAGCAUCAAUAUUCCAUCAUGAAGCGCGGCCGGUAUAUUUGCGCCGCAACGAAAACGGGAACUGUCCAUCUUUUGGACCCAAUCACCUUUGCCGUUGUCAAGUCCUGGAACGCCCACUCGGCACUCAUCAAUGACAUGGAUGCCCAGCACGACUUCAUCGUCACAUGCGGAUACUCCCUACGUCAAGGCCAGAACUACAUGCUCGAUCCCUUCCUCAACGUCUUCGACAUCAAGAAGAUGGCCUCGAUGCCGCCGAUUCCCUUCCCCGCCGGAGCCGCAUUCGUUCGCAUGCACCCGAGGAUGUUGACGACGAGCAUCGUAGUCUCGCAGACUGGACAGAUGCACGUUGUCGAUCUGAUGAACCCAAACACGAGCAAUGUCCGCCAAGCAAACGUCAUCUCGUACCUCAGCAUGUUCGAAAUUGCUCCCUCCGGCGAGGCCAUUGCUCUUGCCGAUCCCGAAUGUUCGAUCCACCUAUGGGGAUCACCGUCGAAACUACACUUUGUCGAUCUCGCAACCCCAAUCGAGUUUGCCACGGCCGAGGAAGCGAUGCCACCUGUCGAAUGGACCCCUGACUUUCCACUCAACUCCGUAGGUCUGCCGUACUAUCGUGAUGUGCUGGCAUCAGCCUGGCCGGAUAUUGUCUGCGAUGUUGGCGCCCCACCAGCCAAGUUCGAUGCUCCGUUUCUGCAUGGCCUCAAGACGGCCGAGUUCGGCAUGUAUGGUCGGAAUACGCGCGGCCUUCGAAGAAACCAGGUCGAUGAUACGCGAAGUGUCCACAAGGCCGCCAGUUUGGGUCUAAAGGCCCCCAAGUUUCUGAGCGAAAAGGCUCGAGAAUUGGCGAAGAGCGACACCCGCAGGUUGGAUGAUAAGGCCGAUGAUCUCCCAAGCCCCCUCGGCGGCCCAGAAAUCAAAAGCAUGCAAUCGGAAAUGCCAUUGAUGUACCGAAAUGUUGAGAUCAAGUACAGCAAGUUUGGUGUCGACGACUUCGAUUUCGGCUUCUACAACAAGACUCGCUACUCCGGUUUGGAGAUACACAUCUCCAACUCUUACGCAAACUCCCUGCUUCAGAUCAUGCACUUCACCCCCCUGGUACGGAAUUUGGCCCUACAGCACGCGGCAACGGCAUGCAUCAGCGAGAUAUGCCUGCUUUGCGAAUUGGGUUUCCUUUUCGACAUGCUACAGAAAGCCGAUGGUUCUAUAUGCCAGGCGACCAACUUACUGAGGACUCUCAGCAACCACCCUCAAGCCGCUCCACUGGGACUACUCGAGGAGGACUUGCACGGGUCGUCGUUGAACGUCAUGCUGCAAGGUUUGACACGAUUCUUUCUGGAGAAGAUUGUACAAGACUAUCGAAGCAUGUCGCCCUCUUCUUCUUCCAUGGAGCAGAUCCUGGCCACCUCCGCCACAAGUUCCAUACGAUGUAUGAACUGCAGGAGCGAGUACACCAGACCUGGAUCGACCUUCGUUAAUGAUCUGCUUUAUCCUCCACUUAAACAACCUGGCCGCAACAGUACCAAGAUGCCACGCGUGACUUUCUCUCAAGUUCUUAAGAGUAGCAUUGAGCGAGAGACGACAUCGAAAGGCUGGUGCAGCCGCUGCCAGCGAUAUCAAACCAUCGCCACCAGGAAAUCCAUCUACAACAUUCCCGCCGUGUUGAUGCUGAACACAGCCAUCACCAACCCCGAUCACCGCAUGCUUUGGUCAACGCCAGGGUGGCUGCCGGAGGAGAUUGGUAUCAUCGUCGACCAAGGCCAGUUCUAUUGCUAUGAAGGAGAGGACCUGAAGCUUCACCUGCAACGGGGGAUGCACAACAUCACCGUAUACUCCCUUAUCGGUAUGGCCAUAAAUGUGGAGGGUGGCCAGACCCAAAAGCCUCACUUGGUGGCUGUGAUCAAUGUCGCACACGCCGAACCGGAAGCACCGGGCGAGAGUCAGUGGCACCUGUUCAACGACUUUUUGGUUCGCACCGUCCGCACCGAUGACGCGCUCGCUUUCAACACGUCUUGGAAAGUUCCGUCGGUGAUAUGUUUCCAAAUGAAACAAGCAAACAACAAAAUCGAUACAGACUGGAAAGACCAUCUCGACACCUCCAUUCUAUACCAAGACUUCAGUCCCAGCUUGAACUCCGAAGUCAAGACGUAUCAAAUUCUCGAUCCCAAGACGGAACGUCCUGGCCCGGAGACAAUCAUUGCCCUCGACACAGAAUUCGUCGCCGUGCGGCAGCCGGAAAUUGAGAUGAACUCGGAUGGCGAGCGAGAGACGAUUCGACCCAUCGUCUAUGCCCUUGCCCGAGCCUCUGUCGUGCGCGGCCACGGCGAGAAGGAAGGGACGCCGUUCAUCGAUGACUACAUUGCCAUCAAGGAACCGAUUGUAGACUAUCUCACAUCGUACUCGGGCAUCAGGGAGGAAGACCUGGAUCCUCGCAUCUCGAAGCACAGCCUGCUACCGCUGAAGAUGGCAUACAAGAAGCUCUGGGUUCUCCUGAACUUGGGUUGCAAGUUCCUGGGCCACGGACUGAAGCAGGAUUUUCGAGUCGUGAACAUUCACGUUCCUAAGACUCAGGUCAUCGACACCAUCGACCUCUUCUUCCUCCAGUCACGCCUCCGCAAGCUCUCUCUCGCCUUUUUGGCGUGGUGCCUCCUCAAGGAGGACAUCCAGCUGGAGACGCAUGACUCCAUCGAGGACUCCCGCACCGCUCUCAAGCUAUAUAGGAAAUACUUGGAAUUCGAGGACGCCGGCAUCUUGGACGCCAUGCUGCAGGACAUUUAUCGUGCCGGCCGGGAGGUGAACUUCAAGCCGCCAAGGAAGGACGAUUGCGACGUGCAGAGGGUGGACACCCCGCCGCUGCCGGCGGACGGGGGAACGCCUAGGCCAUCGACACCCGUGAGAAAAGCGAUUGGGCUGGCGGCGCCGACGCAGGGGACGUCAGGUUUCGGUGGUGCCAGUUGGACGCCGGGUAAGGGGUCGCCGUUGAGAUGA